AUGAUGGGCAGUGCAAAGAUCUGUCAUUGUUUUCGGCGCUUGUUGGAAAAUGAUCAUGAACUCAACGCCUACCAAAGCUUGCGUGAAGAAGCAGCUGAAGCAUUCCAACCUGAAGCAGAUUGGACGGACCCAGGCGCGUUGCAAAAGCUGGUUCGCAUAAAUAGUACUAUCCGUGAGAGCCUGCGCCAUAGUCCGCUGGCAGUUCGGGGGGUACUGAGAGAGGUAAUGCCGAAAGACGGUCUUACGUUGCCGGACAGCAAGAAUUUUGCUCGUGGCACUUGGAGUGGUGUACCUGUGCAAGCUUUGCAGGUGGAUGAUAGAUUUUACGAGAGACCGGAGGAGUAUGAUCCUUUUCGGUUUGCGAAGACGGCAGGGGACACGGAGAGGCUGGAAGCCAUUCAAAUUAGUGGUAUCUUUUUGUCGUUUAGCUAUGGUCGUACUGCCUGGUUGGUGAUCCUGUUAUUCCCUGUUCUGAUCCUUGUGGCCAGCGCUGCCGUUGAGUAG
Letharia columbiana is the source of this 504-nucleotide messenger RNA. RefSeq lists its product as uncharacterized. The coding region runs from base 1 to 504 and encodes 167 amino acids. NCBI's taxonomy places the organism in Eukaryota, Fungi, Ascomycota, Lecanoromycetes, Lecanorales, Parmeliaceae. The transcript has a single exon. Gene Ontology annotation, molecular function: monooxygenase activity; iron ion binding; heme binding. The record is from RefSeq and is a predicted model, not a curated record.